This is a messenger RNA of Symsagittifera roscoffensis, 1710 nucleotides long. Its product is annotated as phospholipase B1, membrane-associated-like. Gene Ontology annotation, biological process: phospholipid metabolic process. Bases 217 to 1437 code for a protein of 406 amino acids. The record is from RefSeq and is a predicted model, not a curated record. The transcript has a single exon. NCBI's taxonomy places the organism in Eukaryota, Metazoa, Xenacoelomorpha, Acoela, Convolutidae. Gene Ontology annotation, molecular function: glycerophospholipase activity.
AACAAGCAAACAGAUGUAAAUUGUAAAGAAUAAUGUUAAAGGAGUGCCAAGAUUUUGCUCGACGACUGCCCUUUUGUGGAAAAAUGUUUUUCAUACUUUCGAUCAAGUGGUUGGAAAUUCUUCAAAUAUCAAAACUUCUUAAUUUGGCCCAAUGAGCAAAUAUUGGGGAGCAUCGUUCAUUUUAGUAGCCAAUUUAAAUACAACUCAGUAACCGAGAUGUCAACAAUGAAGUUUCUCAUCCUGGGCUUUUGCUUUUCUCCCCUUCUGGUGAGAUUUGAAGUGACUCAUGCCAUUAGUUGCAUAGACCCCAGCAACAAUUUUUUCUCAUCGCUUGUGCACGUAAAUCCCGCUCAUCUUCAGCCUCCGGAGUUGACAGAGCAGCAAAAGCAGUCGUACACAAAUGACUUCACUUGUGAGUAUAUCGAGCCAUCAGAAACAAUCCCAACUUCCGCCCAUGCACUGAGACCCGGUGACGUAAAAAUUGUGGCGGCGCUUGGCGAUUCUCUGACUGCGGCUAAUGGCGCCGGUGCUACGACCAUUUAUGGAGUGGUGAACAACUACCGAGGGCUCUCGUUCAGCAGCGGGGGGUACUACGACGAAUCUCCUUUCAACUCCAACAACAACGACAAUGUUAAACAGCAUUUUUCGCUCCCCAAUGCGCUCAAGUUCUACAACCCCUCAAUCAAAGGAUGGGCUUCUGGAAUCGCAGGUCCGGGUGAAGAAAAUGCCGCUCUGGACGAAGCCGUGGCUGGCUCCAAAGCUAUUAAUUUGACACAGCAAGCCAAAAAUUUAAUCAAAGACUUGCAGGACGAUCCAGAAUAUGAUUACGACAAUGACUGGAAACUGGUCACUGUGUUCAUUGGUGGAAACAACUUGUGUCAGAUUUGUACCGACAGUCGAAGCACUCCGGAUGCAUACACAGCUGACGUUCAAGCUGCUCUGGAUAUUCUGCAGGAAAAUUUGCCCAAAACUUUUGUGAACUUGUUGACCAUUUUCAACAUCAACGUUGUAAGUGCUCUUGGUAAGGACCAGUUUGUAUGUAGUAAAGCUCACGAGUGCUUCUGCUACUGCGCAAUGCUUGAUGACGCUUACAGUAAAAUAACUAUGCAACAGUACAACGGACUCUACAGAGACAAUAUAUGGGAACUCAUUCAGACCAGGAGAUACGACACGAGAGAAGACUUCACUGUCGUCAUCCAGCCCUUCCUGCAAGACGUCGCACCUCCCUUUUUGGAGGACGGAACUCCUGAUUUGUCCUACUUUGCACCUGAUUGUUUCCAUUUCAGCAAGAAGGGUCACAACUAUGCCGGGGAGGGGCUCUGGAACAAUAUGUUCCAGAAAACUGGGUCCAAAAAGACUUAUUGGGUUCUGGGCGAGGAGCUGUAUUGUCCGACCAAAGAAGAACCAUACAUAUGGACUUACUUCAACAGCAAAUAACUCUAUGACAACUCAAUAAUGAGCUGCAACUUAUCAAACAUGAUAAACUCUGUAGAACUGUAGUCAGCUACUUACCGUUUAAAUUAAUUUUCAAAAAGCGUCUACUCGAAACAAAGGAAAAAACUUAAGUUUUUUUUAUCUCCUAAAGGGUGAGCAUCAUUUGUGAAUCGCCUAAAUUUUGCUUUCUACUUUAUAAGUGGUCGGGAGUCGGGGCUAGAAACGUCGAUUCACCCUUAAAGUAAAAAAAACUUUCUGGAUAAAUUUUAAACAAAA